ACAAGGUAUGCAUGGAAGAGUAUCUUCAAUAGGAUUUCAAUUGGCAGUUACUUACUCAAUUGCUCUAUGUUCUUUUAUUGAUAUUUAUUUAACGCCUGUUGUUUUAUAAACCAUUUCUUGGUUCGUACUUACAGUGAAGGACCAUGAUUUCGUCAACCAGCGUCUGUUUGUGGGAUCAUCACGUGCACUAUGGAACAGUUCACGCAGGUGUUUCGUAAUGCGCCACGCCAUUACCAACAGGCUAACCAUCUUACUGACUCGCACUUGGAUGUUACGCUGAGGAUAGUUGGUUAGCUUUAUAAAUCCGUUUUAUUUUUUAUACUUGUAUGUUUUUAUUCAAGUAGAGAUUGAUGUUGUACAAAUACAGUAGACUGUCGCAUAAUUUACACGUCACAAUGGCAAUGGAUCUGAGUGAGUAUUCUAUAGAGGAAGAAGCCGAGCGCGUGGACAGUUGGAUACGCAACGCGUCGUCACUUCAGGAUCAAUGGAGGCUACGUGACUUCCUGAAAGCGCUCGCAAUCUUGCCAGAAUCGUCGCGUGAUCUCUAUUGGCGAUACGUGCAGACUAUAACCGAAACAUGCUUGGAAAUAUGCCUCGCUCAUCUGCAAAUAAUACACAGUGUGAAGGAGGAAUUUUUGUUUCACAAUGUACUAGAAUUAGUUUGGAUGGCAUGCGCGUACGGAAGUGGAAGAAAAACAAUUGCCGCCAAAAGUAGAGGGAUAUUUCCGAUUUUUAUUCACAGUUUGACGCAAAACAUGAAACCAAACAAUCACCAUACAAUGGUGGCCCUGGAGAGUUGUGCGCAAGCGGACGGAGUGUCCCGGGCGAUAUACGCCAUCGUUCAUAACAUGUUACUUUGCAACGGCGAAGUUGGGUUUACAUCAAAACUUGACUUCAGCACAAGUGGUCUUUUGCAGUUAAUUGUCUGCUUUCUUCCCCGAAUAAAAAACACUGAACAUGGGGAAAUAUGUUUGCGAAUCUUAAAUAUUAUUACCUCUCCAGGAGCUGUUGGAAAGGAGUAUGUAGACACGGCAUCAGUGUUCAAGUCGAUAUCACUAUACUGUAAUGAUCUAAAGACCCACGAAGAAACAAGACGAUUAAGAAUUUUUGAGCUCGCUGGACGAGUUGGGGAGAAUCUUCGACGUUCCAAUGGAAUAAUAAGUCAUUACCCAGUGGGGUUGUCAAGUGAAAACUGGAACCGUCCUAUCCUGAAUAAUAACAAUGCUGAUGUACCAGUAAAGUGGUGUUCGCUCCCGACCUGUAAAAAGUCGGAUGAAAAUUCUGUAGUAACUUUGAAACUGUGUGGAAACUGCAAGUUAUCAAGAUACUGCAGCGUCCAGUGUCAACGACAACAUUGGGAGAGUGGGCAUCGUGAAAAAUGCUGCGUAAUAUUUUACGCGGCAGCAGCAGCUGAGUUUGGAGACUGUUCAUGACCAUUACUCACUACGCUAUGAUGAUAGCGGUUGUUGGGUUUCCAUUACUUUACCUUUUUUGACACUCUGCUGAGUGAUUUCAUUACCGUUAGCAAUGGCCAUUACGUCUUACAAUCACCUGUUUGAUAUCGUACUUCAUUAGUUCGCCAGCAAACUGAGCAAACAUACCAGAGAACUCAACCAACCGUUUAUUUUCAGUGCAGUUAUAAUUCUAUGAAAAUUUGUUAGUCUAAAGCCGAGUGCAUACUCUGUUGGCCGACACUUUGUCAUCGAGUACUCAGCCCCGCACUGUAUGGGCACGUUACGACGCGACGCCGUCUGCUGAUUUUUGGUGGCAGUCUGAGUGAGCGGACCGUCGCUGACGACAGUUUUCGUAGAAUCGCGUCGGCCGACCGUUGUCGACAGAGUGCGAUUGGCUUUAGGUGACAACUCUAUUUUGGGUUAAUAAUAAUAAGAAUUUCGAUUCAUUUGUAAUUGAUUCACAAGUCAUUAGUGUUAAUUACAUAGGCCUAUCUUUGUUCAAAAAUACAGUUUCGUUAAUCGAAACAUCUUACUGGAUAGUACUGUAAGUGCAUAUUUAUCAGUCAUAUAAUCACUUGAUACUAUUAAUCAAAUAUUAAGUUUAAUACAAUUAGACACCACAAAUGCAUUGACAAGAGUCAUUCUACGGUAUUUGGUCCCGGUUUGAUUUUCAUAUUAUUCAGUUGUUCAUAUUGUUGCUAUUUCUCAAGUGAUAUACGUCAUAUGUUAAUUACCAUUUUUCAUGCGAAAUUAUAUCUGAUAAUAGGAAGGUUUAGCAAGCGAUAACGAAAACGAUUACGUCAUACAUUUUUUAGUCAAUCCGUUCACUACCAUAGCAUAUCUUUCACAACGUAGGCCAUCAACGAUCUUAUUCAGCUCGUAUAUGUACCUUGCACCAUGGAGGAAUGUUUAAGGCAAGAAUAAGAUAAUGAAAAUGACGUACUCGUAUUCGCUAUCGUUUUCGUAAGCUUACGAAAUCUCCAUGUUGCUCAGAAAUCAGAUAAACGAUGAUAAUUUAUUGGUUAAGAUGCUAGUCUUCUCAUCCCAGGGUCAUUGGUUCAAUACAUGUGACAGCAGGACUUUUUCUCACGACUAAAAACCUCAUAAAAAGACUUCGCUAAUAAAAGCCUCACGUUAUUUCAUAUAUUUAAGAGGGCCCCUAAAUAUCAGUCGAUCAGGUUCCGCUGGAAAGGUCACCCUCUAUAAAUAUGGUUAAAACAAAUAAUAAUUAAAACAUAACGUUGAAUGCUCGGCCAUAAACACAUAAAUGUGUAAGUUAUUAAGUUAAAAUUAGUUCAUACAUUCCUAUAGGCCUAUUAGUUUUCCCCUUCGGAAAACAUGACUAUAUAAAUAUGAUUAUGUCAUGAAUUCUUACACGACCAGAUGGUUUUUCCUACAAACAUGCGAAGUUUUGUCGUCGUGAUAAAUAGAUUGGUAAUGGCCAAUUACGUAAAUGGAAAGGGCAGAAAAAAAUGUUAAUCAAAGUGCGUGUACAACACAAAGUGCGUGUACAACAAAAAGGAAUGUUAUGGCAGUUUGGGAAAUGUCACAUUGUAACGCAUACACUCGUUUGAAUAUAAAAGUAUUUAAGCAAAAAUAUACUGUACAUUCACAGUGAAGAAUGAACCAAUUACUGUAAUCUUAUGCUCGAUAAUGGGCCUUUCCGGUAAGCCCCGCCCCUUGGAUAUUGUUGCUAAGGUCCCACAAAACCACACGUGUGUUUCUUAGACACGCGCGUAUUUCUGGCACUGUCCUGAUUGGUCAGCUGAUAAGUUUGAUUGACACUCCGGAAAGAUUCAUUAUGCUCCAUUCAUAAUCACAAAUAAAUAUACCUUUCUCAUUUAAUGUAUUUAUUUCCAUUACGUCAAAGUACAUUAAAUUGCAAGAACUUAAAUAUUUUCUUCAAAAUUGCAAAUCAUUCCAAUUUACAACAGGAUGUUAAAGGAUUAGUCCUCUAAUUUGUACAGUAAUAAGAUUUAUUAUUUAAAAAAAGUAUUAGCAUAAGCCUAAUAGCAUAAUUUAUUCUAAUUAUACUCGCAAGUAUCAAUAAUAGGCGACGCAAGGUAUUAUUUUCAUAUCGUUUUGGAAUUUUGGAAAAACAUCAGAAUACUUAAUAAUUAUAAUAAUGCAUUCAUAGACACUGAUCAUUCUAAUUUAUAUGUAAACUAUAAUAUAUUUCAAAUGAUGUCUAUCCGUAUAUUAAGUAGAAAUUCCUGCACGGACGCCAAUUUGUGUAAAGCUUUUAUAUAACAGAGUAGUUUAAACGCGUUUUAAUGCGGCGCAAUAAACGCAACGCAUACUCUCGCUGCGAUUUUGUGCGACGUGUAAUACACAUGCAACAAUUGGCUGACGCGCAUGCUCAACUUUUUCGCAGGAGGUGGGAUCGGGGAAUUAGACAACAUAGAACAGACUUCUGAAGUUUGAUAGUCUAAAUCAGGCUUAAGAGUCGCGCAUUUUAUUCUAGACCUAUUUUAUCGUCUAUAAAAACAAUACGCUACUGAAGAAUAGUCUUAAGAUAAUAUUGUGAAAGUAUACUGUGUAAAUGUUAAAUAUGCUAUUACACAACCCCCUAAAAAAGGAGCACUUUUAAUGUUUCAAUUUGAUGAAUUUCAUUAUAACACUGUUAUGAUAAAAUAUACAUAAAUAUUAAAAAAUGGGUAUAUAACAGCAAAUGGUUGAUUACGAUAUGGCAGCGCAGAUUGACGGUGAGUUAUCGUCUGCAUUUGGUGCAUGUAAUGAAAUAAACUGAUCGGAGGAAGUUCAGUGCUUGUUUCGUUGAACUGAAUCAGUCAGACACGAUAUGAAUAUUUCAAAGUUUAUUUUCUAUACAACCAUGUAAUAUUAUCAUUCUAAUUGACAUAAACAUGAUAUGUAUCCCAUUUUACAUAAUAAUAUAAUAUAUAACUUGUCGUGCACAUUGCAACCGUAGGCCUAUCCCCGAUAUUUGCAAUGCUGUAAUGGCAAGGCAUAUUCUACAAUCAAAACUCUACUUUACCUACUUUUGACACUGAAAGUAUGUUUCUCCACAAUAAUUAAACGAAUCCAAUUGCACUGAAGAUAGGCCUACAUAUAAAUGCAAAAAUUAAGAUUAUAGGCCUAUAAUGGUAAUAUGCAAAAGUAUAUAAAACAUGAGAAUAUACACUUAGUACUACACGGGGUUGAAUAUUGAGGCCCACAAAAAAAAUCCCCUAACGCCUCAUGUCCAUAAGCUGCUAAUUUACGUGCAAUAGCAGCACUGAACAUAAUUACGGUAUGAUCGCUUCUCGUUCGUUACAUUGCGGAUCGUAUUUCUUAUACACAGGCCCUGAAUACAUAUAUAGGCCUAAGCGACAAAUUAAUCUAGGCUUAUGUUAAUUAUUAUCGUUUCAAAAGUAAUAAUUAGUAUUAUGUCCAAUCGAAUUAUUAAUAGAUAGUUAAUAAUGGCUUCAUAAUUUGACGAGACAUAAGCUUUCUUAGAGUAUCAGUAUUGAUAUUAAUUACCUCCCCUCAAAAUUCGUACUCACAUAAAUCCAAUUCCGAUAUCUUAUAGCAGGUGGGAGGGGGUGGGGGGUCUCCACAUUAUCUUUCACUUUUGAGGAGUAUCAAGCUUCUUGUUAAAACAGGACAGAACUGUUUACAUAAUGUAGGCCUGCACUACGGUACAGAUCUAUACCAUAACGGACCAAAAAGUUCCCAUCCCAGUUCAAAACAUUGUGGCCCGAGGCCAUAUUAGAAUAUCAUAAUCUUCCAGGUUAGAAUGUGUAUACGGUAACCAUGGGCCUCUAUAUUCCUUGAAUAUUCAAUACCAGAAAGGAAUUUAAGAAGAUCGAUAAAUGAUGGAUACGUUUAAUCAUGGUGAGGAUUGAUUAAUGAUGUGCGGAAUGAAAAUGAAAAAUAUAAAUUAAUGAUAAUAUAUGUGUGAGCGAUUGAGAAUUUUCUACUGAGUCAUCUGCGAAAUCGAUGAUAAUAAGACAGUUAAACUACACCUCGAGAUUUUUCAAGAGCUAUUAAUGUGAAUAUUCUACGUUUUAUAACAUUGUCUGGUUGAAUUGGUUGUGUUACUGGGUAUGUGAUGUCAUUAAAUUCUUUUCGAAAGUAAAUAUUGGUUUCAUAAUUCUUAAUCAGGCCUUUGUCUAGCUAGGCCUGUUUUAGAAAAACGAAUUUCUCGAUCUUAUGUUACCGUAAAACGAGCUUAUUAUAAAUGAUGAACACAUCCAAAAAUGUACUUCAUGAAAAUUGACAGAGCCGAACGUACAUUAAUGAUUAUAUGGCGUAUUGUCGUCAGUCCAAAUAAAUGUAAAACCAACAACGCAAAUCAUAUUUUUUUUUAGUAUUUAAAUACAAUGAAGCAAUUGAUUGAGUAUAUUUUCCUAAAAUAUGUAUUUUGUUAUUAUAAAAGAUGUCUUUAGCUCAUAUAUACAAAUCUUUAAGCAUCUAGAAAGUAAAUAAAACCUGAAUUUAUAUUUCACUAAGUUAUUAUUAAUCUCGAGUUGUGCUUAACUCCUUAAGUGGUACCGCAGGAGACUUAGAUAUAUCUAUUCACAGUAUUUAUAAUUGAAAACAAUAAUCUGAGAACAUAGAAUGAUGUAAAGGCAGUUGAUAAUUUAAUUCUUAAGAGAAUUAUUCGUUGUUUUGGAAUAAUUCUCUCCAGUGAUUUGAUUCAGUUGAGUUGAUUAAGUUUGCAAAAACUGUCUUGUGUUUUUAUUAUUCCCAAUAGACGUCACACACAAUUUGCAUUUUUCGUGUCAAUACUAUUGCGACGCAAACAGUCUGGAUUCAAAACCAUAUGUAAUAUAAUGAUUUAUAAAAUGUAUAGACCUACAUAAUAAAAGCCUAUAAUAGUACUUAGAACUA
This is a messenger RNA of Anneissia japonica, 6287 nucleotides long. RefSeq lists its product as uncharacterized. The record is from RefSeq and is a predicted model, not a curated record. The coding region runs from base 351 to 1433 and encodes 360 amino acids. NCBI's taxonomy places the organism in Eukaryota, Metazoa, Echinodermata, Crinoidea, Comatulida, Comatulidae. The transcript is spliced from 2 exons. Gene Ontology annotation, molecular function: kinase activity.